AUGCCUCAAGAACUCCCAACUCAGGAGGCUAUUACCGCUGGUUCCUCAUUUGCAUUCUUCCCGAAGCUUGCCGAUGAGCUUCGCUUGAUGGUCUGGAAACAUGCUCUCUCAGAGCCGCGAAUCCUGGCGCCAAAUUGUGCGAGACAGGAUUGUACCAAUUCGAGACUGGUCAAAAUUGACGACCCUAUUCCAACGGCGCUUCUUCAUACUUGCUUCGAAUCUCGACAGCUUACUCGUGAUAUCUACUCCGAGAUAUAUCCAGGCGCAUAUAUGGACUUGAGCAGUGAUAGACUUCGGGUAUUUGGAGAGGAAUACAUGGAUUUUCAGUUCAAAUCCAAGUACGUGGAGCGGACAGUGGGAGAAUUCUGGUUGCCUCGAGUUCAACUUUUACAAUUCGGAGCCUUGCCCCCUCCUCUGCGCUAUGGUUACGAUAGGGAGGGUAUACCCUCACCGUACCAUUCAAGACUGUCCUGGGCUGCAUAUAUUGAAUACUUGGUUGAGAUUACGUUUUGGCGCAUGGAUGCUCUCAAACACAUUGCUAUUGAAGGCGAGAAUGUAGGUGCGAAUCCAUUGUAUGAAGGAAUAGAUGGACUUCGAGAGGGGAAGACCUCGGACCUCUCGGGCAUCGCAGAUGAAUUGUACAAGGCUCAUAUGGAGGAUGGAUCCACUGAAAAGGCUGAAGCCUUCAAACCGUAUGUUCGGAAAGCACUCUCUGGAAUUUUUGUCACCUUUAUUCGGGAUCCUGGUGUACAACAUUGGGUUCGACCCUCUGAGUCAUAUCGGGACGUAGAAGCUAAUGAACAAAAGCAGUGGAUUACUUUUUACUACUUGCGAACCCCUCUUGACCGUGCCAUAUGA
Hymenoscyphus albidus is the source of this 858-nucleotide messenger RNA. NCBI's taxonomy places the organism in Eukaryota, Fungi, Ascomycota, Leotiomycetes, Helotiales, Helotiaceae. The record is from the annotation of a GenBank genome assembly.